ACCAUUAAGAAGUUUCACAAGUAUUUGUUUGGCAAGAAGUUUACAGUUUUUACUGAUCAUAAGCCGUUAAUUGGAAUUUUUGGCAGGGAGGGGAGAAACUCGUUGUUUGUGACACGGUUACAAAGAUAUGUUUUGGAGUUGAGUAUUUAUGAGUUUGAUAUUGUUUACAGACCCUCUGCCAAGAUGGGGAACGCAGACUUUUGCUCGCGUUUUCCUCUACCUGAAGAAGUUCCAGCUGCGCUUCAGCGAGAGUAUAUUAAAUGUUUAAAUAUUACCAACGAGUUUCCUUUGGAUUUUGCCCUUAUUGCAAGGGAAACCAAAAAGGAUAAAUUUUUACAACAGGUUGUUUAUUUUAUGAAAAAUGGUUGGCCAGAUAAAUUGGACCGGAACUUUCGGGAUGUUUACGCUCAACAUCAAGACUUGGAAGAAGUUGAAGGUUGUUUACUUUAUCAAGAUCGUGUUUGUAUUCCAGUUUGUUUACAAAAGCGGAUUUUAAGUUUGUUGCAUAAAAAUCAUUCAGGUAUUACAAAAAUUAAGCAACUGGCAAGAAGAACUGUUUACUGGUUUGGCAUGAAUCAUGACAUUGAAUGUUUUGUUAAAUCAUGUAAUAUUUGUUGCGAAAUGAACGCUGUUUCAAAACCAGUCCCUCACUCACCUUGGAUUCCGACUAAAAAGCCUUUUGCUCGUAUUCAUGCAGAUUUCUUUUAUUUUGAUAAGAAAGUUUUCCUGGUUAUUGUCGAUAGUUUUUCAAAAUGGUUGGAAGUUUAUUACAUGAAGUUUGGAACAGAUGCCAGGAAUGUAAAAUCAAAAUUUAUGAGUUUUUUUGCCAGUUUUGGUCUGCCGGAUGUUGUUGUUACCGAUGGAGGCCCACCGUUUCAUUCUCGUGUCCGUUGGGGGCCGCGUUUACCUGGCCCACCGAAAUCAGAUUAAGGUAGCGCGUGGUGGCUACACCCGGGGCGGUCUGCUGGUGGCGUCGAGGUACGAGAGAAUGCAGAAUCGAAAGAGAAGCCGCGAAGAAGAAGAAGACGAUGCCGAUGAUGAAUUUUACGGGUUCGUCUCCGAUUCUUUCGUCUUCCACGAGCCGAUGGACGUCGACCAAGAAGGUUCUCGCGAGUUCGAUCCCCAGGAGGGUUCAUCAAGAACUAUAAGGUGCCCUGAGAAUUUGCAUUCAGAAGGUCAACAAGAUCAUUCGGAAUUCAAUCCGCGUAGAUCGAGCCGAUUGAAAAAGGCUAGGAAAGAUAGUCGUUUUGUUUAUUUCUAAAAAAAAAAGCAAUGUUGAAUUUCUUGUACAAAUAAUUGAUUGCAUUUUUAAUUGGUGUCUUUCAUUCAGAAUUAAAUAUCAGUGAAAUUUUGAAAUAUUAAUUGUAAUAAACUAUAACUCAAAAAGGGAAGAACUGUAAUAACAACCCUGCAAUGUCGACAUACAAGUCGACAAACCUUUUGUAAGCAAAGUCGAUAAGCUAGUGUGAGCAAUAAAACUCUGUCUCUUCUACUGCGAACCACCGA
Messenger RNA from Culex quinquefasciatus (southern house mosquito), 1506 nucleotides. RefSeq lists its product as uncharacterized. NCBI's taxonomy places the organism in Eukaryota, Metazoa, Arthropoda, Insecta, Diptera, Culicidae. Bases 845 to 1261 code for a protein of 138 amino acids. The record is from RefSeq and is a predicted model, not a curated record. The transcript has 2 exons.